GAUAACAAUUGGAAUUUAGCAAUAACUUUAUCAUCAAGACAAAAGCAAUGAAGCCAGGUGGAACGUUUGCAUUGAAUCCCCAUGCAGCAUCAUACGUACCACUCUCCAAAAGAGUGGAUGAUAUGGAUGGUUUGGCCACACGUAGCAUGCAGGGACGAGAGCAGAUAUUCAUGCCCAAGACAUCCUCUGAAAUGGCAUACAAGCAGAUAAGGGAUGAUGAUGAUUUGGAUAUGGAGAUGGAUAUAGACAUGGACAUUGAAUACCUUCUGGUUACAUUCUCUGGUCUCUCACAAGAGUCUAUAACUGAUGUUUACCUGGCCAAUAGCGGUGAUCUUGAAGCAACCAUUGAGAUGCUGAAUCAGCUUGAGAUAUACAGCACUGAAGCUCAAGAACACCUCCCAGAGACGUUGGAUAUUGGGGAUCUCUGUGAAUCAGGGCCAUCAAGCUCAAAGGCGUCAACACAAAAGAAGGCAGCUACAGAAAUCGCUGUAUCGUCACCAUCGGUGGUUAUUCCUAAUGCAACUGUAUCAGCCUGAUCUGAUAUAUCCUUUGUUGUGAAGUUUUUAUGUAUUUUAUUUUCGGUUGCACACCCAUAAUAAGGACAGGUAAUGGGGUGUGUUGUAUCAAUGAAGUUGAUUGUAAUCUUUAGGGUAAAUGAUAUUGAGAGUGAUUAAGUGAUGGUUAAAUGUAUAGUUUUGGAAGUGGAAAUCUGACUGAUGUGUUUGUUGGUUGGCGGCUAGUCUAGUCUUUUUUUCCUUUUUUUUGCAACUCCACUUCUUAUGAAUUGUAUAGUCUGAAAUGUUUUUAACCUGUAUAUUGCCAUUUUAUUUGUUAUAUGAAAUUAUGUAAUCAUUGUAAGUUCUAACGCAAAAAUAUAGCAAAUAAAAAGAAACAAAUAUAAUUGUAUAGCAACUAUAUGUAACCUUAAUACAAUAUGUAAAACUCUCCAAAUCCAUUGUUGCAAAGCAGAGAGCAUACGUCAUUUUCUUCUUCUUUUUAAGAAAAAAGGGAAACUCAAAAGUGUAUAAAAGGAAUUUUAUUUUAAAGUUGGACUAUUCCGAGCUUUGCAUACUACGAUGGCUACAAAGAGAUUAGUGAAACAAAAGGAAACUACAGAUACAGAGAACACUAUUAACAGAGAUUUUAAAAUCCUCUGUUUCGACAGGUUCGGAUUAUAGUACUUUCAAUAUUAAAGGUACUUUAAGAAAAUUUAGUUCUAAGUUCAAGAUUAAAUUCAAACUGGUUAUUACUUUAGGUAUUGAAUUACACAGUCAAAUAGUUUAUGUAUCGAUUAGACGAGUUGAUCAUAGGUAGGUAGGUAUACCAAUUUCAAUAGUUUGAUAGUACUCAAUAAUACACACACAAAAAUAUAUAGUAUAUGCAUAUAGCAUAUCCAUGUUUGUAAACAAAUAAAUAUAUCAGAAUUGAAUACCCAAAUUCUUAUCCUCAUUUCUCUGGAGUCUGGAUCAAUGUUAUUUUCUAGAAAAAAAUUAUUUAAACACACAGAAUUCUACAAAAUAGUUACUAGUUAUUAUCAAAAACAUUUAAAAUAAUACCACACAUUCAUUUUUGGAAAGAAACAACAAAAUUAAUCUUUUGUAAAAUUUAUUCUUUUUAUUCAUGAUCCUAAAAUUUUUGUGAAUAAAUAAAUGUAUGAAAUUUUCUAUUUCAUUGAUAAUUUCAGUUUUUACUCCAUUUUAUAUUCCGUAAAUAAUUAUUUCUUCUAUUCAUAAUAUUUCUCAUAGGAAGAACCACUUACACCCAGUAAUAGCACACCUUUAUUAAUCUUUGUAAAUCAUACGAUCUCCAAAAUCCAAUAUAUAGUAAUAAAAACGAUAACAUUUCUUCAGCCUUCUCAUACAAGAAAUAGAUAUAAGCAAGACAUUUCUGUUUUAUAUAAAACCCUACAACAUAACAACUCACUCGGUAUAUAAAUCAUCUCAUUUCAAAAGCACCAGAGAUAAAAAUUACUCUUUUAGAAAAACCCCACACUCCUUAUACGAAAAAAACCUU
Messenger RNA from Brassica rapa (field mustard), 2013 nucleotides. Its product is annotated as polyadenylate-binding protein-interacting protein 5. Gene Ontology annotation, molecular function: ubiquitin binding. Lineage: Eukaryota; Viridiplantae; Streptophyta; Magnoliopsida; Brassicales; Brassicaceae. The record is from RefSeq and is a predicted model, not a curated record.